Molecule: messenger RNA, 1059 nt
Organism: Epithele typhae
Lineage: Eukaryota; Fungi; Basidiomycota; Agaricomycetes; Polyporales; Epitheliaceae
Exons: 4
Coding region: 1-1059 (352 amino acids)
Source: RefSeq, a predicted model, not a curated record
AUGGUCGCCCCCUUCCUCUGCACGCUUCGCCUGCUAGAGCGCAAGGAGGACGUCCACCCGUGGAUCCACGUCUUUCCGUUCAUAUUCCCCAAACACCUCUCCGCCACCCGCCACCUCACCCUGUCCGGUAUCAAGUUCGACUGCAGGCCCCUGCAUCCUUGGAGCUUCCAAAUUUUCGGCCUUUAUCUCGCCUCUCUUACCGACCUCACGAUAGACCACGGGAGCUUCUAUGACUUCGGGGAGUUCCAGAGGUUGAUCGGUGCGUUCGGCAAGCUCGAGGCCCUCAGGAUUGAAAACGUCGGCUUCCUCGUGGCUCCGCAGCGCUCGACCUCUGCACAUGUUCCUGACUUUCCGCCAGUCACCUUGUUCUGGUUCGAUUCGAAGGCGAUCUCGAGCAUCUCUCAUGCACUCUCUGGGGCCGAGUCUGGUGAGCUGCAGCUCUCCAUGCGCGAGUGGACUGGAGGUCUCUGCAUCGAUCUGUCUCGCCAGCUCGAGCUGAGGGGGCUGCACCUCCGCGACGUCCACGCUGGGAACUACGCGCACCUGGACCGCGUGCUCCGCAGCCUCCCGCGGCCCGCGCUGCUCAACACGCUCGUCGUCGAUCUGCACCUGUGCUCGUCUGGGGAGCUGCCCGUGCCGCGGGCGUACUGGGAGGAGCGGCUGAACUUGCUCUUCGAGAACGUCUUCGCCGGCCUCGCGCUGCUCAGGAUCUCGCUCGACGCCCCCCUCGACCGCCCCUCGGAUCACUGCCACGCCGAUUUCCCGCAGCUGCUCGACACCCUCCGGAGCUGGAUGCCUGCCUCCCUUCUCAACAGGCCUGGACUCUGGCUCUCCGGGCCUCUUCGCUUCGUCCUCCCCUCCCCCCUCCCCAGCACACUCCAGGCGCCGGACGGCGUCUCCAAUGACGAUGAACUCCCCCAUGACUUCCCCAGUGACGACUCCUCCGGGAAUUCCCACGACAGCAACAUGCUUGAGGUUGUUGGUCCCAGUGGAGUGGACGGCCUCGCAUCUGUCAAGAAGCUCGAGCUCGACCACAUUCACGUGAGCCUAGCCGCUUGA